Molecule: messenger RNA, 1068 nt
Organism: Aspergillus pseudotamarii
Lineage: Eukaryota; Fungi; Ascomycota; Eurotiomycetes; Eurotiales; Aspergillaceae
Product: class I SAM-dependent methyltransferase
Exons: 9
Coding region: 1-1068 (355 amino acids)
Molecular function (GO): methyltransferase activity
Source: RefSeq, a predicted model, not a curated record
AUGUCCCGACGUAUUCAAGCGGAUAGUGAUGACAAUACUCGGCUUCCUGUGAUUGAAGUUGACCUUGAGGCCACAGAUAACAGCUCCUCAUACGGACAAGAACUGUCAAGUGUAUUCUCUCUCAAGCUGCUAGACAGACUAUUAACGGCUAAUAGAUCAGCUUACUCAACCUCUCUCUCCUCAUCUGCACUGGAAUAUCGUUAUGAAAAUGGCAGACGCUAUCAUGGUUAUCGCGACGGCAAAUAUCUUGGACCCAAUGACGAACAAGAAUCCGAUCGGCUUGACAUGUUACAUGAAAUGCUUCUGGUAAUGAUGAACAGGAAACUGUUUCUGGCUCCUAUCGAGUCUUCACCAGGGUGUGUGCUAGACCUGGGCGCUGGCACAGGGAUAUGGGUAAUGGACUUUGCCGACAACUACCCAUCAGCGGAGGUUAUUGGCAUGGAUUUGAGCCCGAUACAGCCUCAAUUUGUCCCUCCCAAUGCCAGGUUCCUGGUCGACGACUUCGAGGAUGAUUGGAUCUACCAGGACCAAUUCGACUUCAUCCAUGGCCGAUAUUUGGCUGGAGCCGUGAAGGAUUGGCGGAGGCUCAUGACUCAGGCAUACAAGUAUACGAAGCCUGGAGGAUGGGUUGAGUUUCAGGACUGGGAUGUCAACGUGUACUCAGAGGAUGACUCCAUCAAAGGCACGUCGGUGGAGAAAUAUUACUCGGUUGUUUGUGGCAGUUUCACCAAGGCCGGGUUUACCAUUAGCCCAGGCCCGCAUCUGGGCGAGUGGCUCCAAGAAGCAGGGUUUGAAGAGAUUCACGUGCAGAAGUACCGUGCCCCCGUUGGAGGCUGGCCCAAGGAUAAGUAUUAUAAAACCAUCGGGGUUUGGAACCUCCUGCAAGCGGAGACUGGCUUCGAGGCAGGUGCCAUGGCCGUCCUCACAAGGUUCGAAGGCUGGUCCAAAGAGGAGGUUAAUGUUCUUGUUUCUGGGGCCCGAAAGGACGUCCGGGACCCUAAAGUGCAUACAGUAGCCGACUUCUAUGUUGUACACGGUCGGAAACCUAAACGACUGACCGAGGCAUAA